This is a messenger RNA of Polistes dominula (European paper wasp), 1975 nucleotides long. It is a transcript of the gene TyrRS, whose product is annotated as Tyrosyl-tRNA synthetase. Gene Ontology annotation, molecular function: tRNA binding; ATP binding; tyrosine-tRNA ligase activity. The record is from RefSeq and is a predicted model, not a curated record. Lineage: Eukaryota; Metazoa; Arthropoda; Insecta; Hymenoptera; Vespidae. Gene Ontology annotation, biological process: tyrosyl-tRNA aminoacylation.
AUAGUGUAGUAACAAUAGUUCUUUUUUUAUUUCAUACGCUUAUAAAAUCGUUACAUUAAAAUCUAAUCGACAUAACCUUUAAAAAACGAUAUUAUUUAUUACCUGAUUUGAAGUCUAUAUAAGAAAGAUUUGUAAACAUUGCUAGCUGUCAAUACAUUAUUAUAUUUUUUAUUUUAAUAUCACUGUUGGAGAUAAAUCACAAACUGUUACAUUAUAUUUAGAAACGAUCGAGUAAUCCUCCAAAAAUGUUAAUUUUAUAAAAAUCGUUACAAAGUUAAAAACAACAGUAAAUAUACUAAAAUUAAAAUGGGUGAAUUAACUUGGAACGAGAAGUAUAAUCUCAUAACAAGAAAUCUAGGAGAAUGGCUUGGUGAUGAAAAAUUAAAAAGUAUUUUGAAAGAACGAGAUCUUAAGAUAUAUUGGGGUACUGCUACUACCGGCAAACCCCAUAUCGGAUACUUUACACCAAUGUUAAAGAUAGCUGAUUUUUUAAAUGCUGGAGCUGAAGUUACUAUUUUAUUCGCUGACUUACAUGCUUACUUAGAUAAUAUGAAAGCACCUUGGGAACUUUUAGAAUUAAGAACAUCAUAUUAUGAAGUUAUUAUUAAAGCUAUGCUUAAAUCUAUUGGCGUGCCUUUGGACAAACUUAAAUUUGUUAAAGGAACGGAUUAUCAAUUAUCCAAGGAAUAUACUUUGGAUAUGUAUCGAUUAAGUUCUAUUGUAACCGAACAUGAUGCUAAAAAGGCAGGUGCAGAAGUUGUCAAACAAAUUGCAAAUCCAUUACUUUCUGGUUUGCUAUAUCCAGGAUUGCAAGCACUGGAUGAAGAGUAUCUUCAUAUCGAUGCUCAAUUUGGUGGAAUAGAUCAAAGAAAGAUUUUUACCUUUUCUGAAAAAUAUUUACCAAUGCUUGGAUAUGAUAAACGUAUCCAUUUAAUGAAUCCUAUGAUACCUGGACUGGCUGGUGCUAAAAUGUCAUCUUCUGAAGAAGACUCAAAAAUUGAUCUUCUUGAUGGAGCUUCAACAGUUAAAAAGAAGUUGAAAAAAGCAUUCUGCGAACCUGGUAAUAUCAAUGAUAAUGGAAUACUUACUUUUUCUAAACAUGUGAUAUUUAGUUUAUUAAAAAAAGGAGAAUCUUAUAAUGUACCGAGAAGCAAAGAUUUUGGUGGAGAUAUAUCUUUCUCUACAUACGAGGAAUUAGAAGCUGCAUUUGCAAAGGAAGAAAUACAUCCUGGUGAUCUUAAAAAUGCUGCUGAAAUAUAUAUAAAUAGGCUUUUAGAUCCAAUUAGAAAAGAAUUUGAUACAUGUCCUAAAUUAAAAUCUCUUGUCAGUAAAGCAUACCCACCGCAGAAGCAAAAGGUGGUAGAUGAAAUAGUACCAUCGAGAUUGGAUAUUAAAGUUGGAAAGAUCGUUGAUGUGAAAAAACAUCCUGAUGCCGAUUCAUUAUACGUGGAAAAAAUAGAUUUAGGUGAAAAUAAUGGUCCUAGAACUAUUGUCAGCGGUCUUGUAAAUUUUGUUCCUAUAGAGGAAAUGCAAGAUAGAAUGGUACUUGUACUUGCAAAUCUUAAAGCGGCUAAUCUCAGGGGUAUACAAUCACAUGGAAUGGUUCUUUGCGCAUCUGUAGAUGAGCCAACAAGGCAAGUUGAACCUUUGAGACCACCGGAAAAUAGUAAUCCUGGUGAUAGAGUUUUCGUAGAGGGUUAUGAAAGUGGAACACCGGAUGACGUUUUAAAUCCAAAGAAAAAAGUUUGGGAAAAGUUGCAGGCUGAUCUUAUUGUAAAUGGAGAUGGAGAAGCAUCAUGGAAUGGAAAUGUGUUGGUUACGUCGAAUGGUGGAAAAAUAAUUGCAGACUCUCUCAGGAACGUACCAAUUAAGUAAUGUAUUGUACAAUUAUUCCUCUUAUGUGCAUUUGAUUGUUGACUUGAAAUUGAAUUAUGACAUCCAUUGAACUGCCUAUUUUUAAUGACUUUAUUAAACA